Homo sapiens (human) is the source of this 1822-nucleotide messenger RNA. RefSeq names its product popeye domain cAMP effector 2 (gene POPDC2). The record is from RefSeq and is marked reviewed. Bases 167 to 1273 code for a protein of 368 amino acids. The transcript is spliced from 4 exons. Gene Ontology annotation, cellular component: sarcolemma; membrane. NCBI's taxonomy places the organism in Eukaryota, Metazoa, Chordata, Mammalia, Primates, Hominidae.
AUCAUUCCUUCCCAAAGCCACCGGAAGCAUUCCUUCUAGGAAAGGUGGAGUCGGUAGUGAGAAGCCGGAGGUGAGAAGACCCCUGAGCGGAUGGAUUCAUUCAUUUUCUGAAUUUCCUAUGUGAGGACAGUAUUAGAGCCCAGUGAGGCUUUGAGAGGCCCCAAAGAUGAGCGCCAACAGCAGCAGAGUGGGCCAGCUUCUCUUGCAGGGUUCAGCGUGCAUUAGGUGGAAGCAGGAUGUGGAAGGGGCUGUCUACCACCUAGCCAACUGCCUCUUACUCCUGGGCUUCAUGGGGGGCAGUGGGGUGUAUGGAUGCUUCUAUCUUUUUGGCUUCCUGAGUGCAGGUUACCUGUGCUGCGUGCUGUGGGGCUGGUUCAGUGCCUGUGGCCUGGACAUUGUUCUUUGGAGCUUCCUGCUGGCUGUGGUCUGCCUGCUCCAGCUGGCACACCUGGUAUACCGCCUGCGUGAGGACACCCUCCCUGAGGAGUUUGACCUCCUCUACAAGACGCUGUGCCUGCCCUUGCAGGUGCCCCUACAGACAUACAAGGAGAUUGUUCACUGCUGCGAGGAGCAGGUCUUAACUCUGGCCACUGAACAGACCUAUGCUGUGGAGGGUGAGACACCCAUCAACCGCCUGUCCCUGCUGCUCUCUGGCCGGGUUCGUGUGAGCCAGGAUGGGCAGUUUCUGCACUACAUCUUUCCAUACCAGUUCAUGGACUCUCCUGAGUGGGAAUCACUACAGCCUUCUGAGGAGGGGGUGUUCCAGGUCACUCUGACUGCUGAGACCUCAUGUAGCUACAUUUCCUGGCCCCGGAAAAGUCUCCAUCUUCUUCUGACCAAAGAGCGAUACAUCUCCUGCCUCUUCUCGGCUCUGCUGGGAUAUGACAUCUCAGAGAAGCUCUACACUCUCAAUGACAAGCUCUUUGCUAAGUUUGGGCUGCGCUUUGACAUCCGCCUUCCCAGCCUCUACCAUGUCCUGGGUCCCACUGCUGCAGAUGCUGGACCAGAGUCCGAGAAGGGUGAUGAGGAAGUCUGUGAGCCAGCUGUGUCCCCUCCUCAGGCCACACCCACCUCUCUCCAGCAAACACCCCCUUGUUCUACCCCUCCAGCUACCACCAACUUUCCUGCACCUCCUACCCGGGCCAGGUUGUCCAGGCCAGACAGUGGCAUACUGGGUGAGGACUCCACCAGUCUGGUGCUGGAGGAUUUUGAGGAGGUGUCAGGAUCAGAAUCGUUUAUGGAUUAUAGGAGUGAUGGGGAGUACAUGAGGUGAAGGGAGAACUAACAUGGGCACAGCCACCGGCUCAGGAUCCUAUCUUCUAGAAUUCCUCUCCAGAGCUACUCUCAAGUUAUAUCCAGGGGACAGGCCCCUUUGGCUCCAACCCACACGCCUGAACUUUAAGGAUCAUUGGACUAUCUUCUCUGUGGCCAGCGCAGCUCUCUUCUGUGUUCACAGAAUGGCCACUGAUAGGCAUGCCUCUUUUCCCACCCACUGGAAGGCUCACAGGCAAGGUGAGAGAGGACACAGAAGGUGCCAACACUGUCGCUACAGUAAGGACCUGAAGUGACUUUGAGAAAUUCACCCUCACAAACCUUCCUUCAGGAGCAGGCAUUGGUAGUGCAGAGGCACAGAUUCCGUCCUUUACCAGCUGCAGAAUCUUGGGCAAGUUACAUAGCCUCUGUGAGCCUCAUCGGUAAACAGUGGGGGUUAUGAAACCCACCUCACAGGGUUGUUGUGAGGAUCCAAUGAGUUGAUUUAGGUAAGCACCUAGCACAUGCCGUGGCACCAAGUAAGCACUCAAUAAAUCACUCAACUCCUUUC